GUAUCUGCGAAUCUGAAAUAAAUGCAACUGAGUGCAAAUUUAUAUAGCAUAAACCUUUUCGGAAAGAGGAAAGAGGACCUUAGAAUUACGGGAUUUAGAGCCUUGUGACGUUUAACCAUACAUUCCACUUUUGAAAAGAAAGAGAAGGCAAAGGAAAAGAGAGAAAUAGGCAAGUCGUUCUAAAAAGCGUUGCAUUUAUUUUCUUGUUAGUACAGGGAUAAUUCCUAUAAGGGGAGACUUGUAGCUUAUUACUAACCUAUUCAGUUUCUGCCGAAGCAUUUUUUUUUUCACAAUUUUAUUAUUUUAUCCUCGGUGUGUAACAAAAAAUGUAAAUUAUAUUUUUCUUUGAGAUGCGAGGAAGCAGCACACUGAACAAGGAAAAACUGACAAAAUAUGCACAUCGAUUGUUUGGAGGUUGUAAUACAGAAUAUAUAAAUGACAAUGAGCUCACGAAGAUCAUACCUGUACCUUCAGACUAAAUGAAAGACAAUAAUUUUUUUUAAAACAAGACUAAUUUGGCAGCAGUAGAUAAAAUGUACCACUGUGAAGGCUACUUGAAAAGGAAAAUUUUGUUUUAAUCAAAUCUCAUUGAAUUUAUCCUCCAAAACUUGCGAGAUGAAAACUUUGCCUCCAGAUCUCACUGAGACAUCCAGCUUCAAGUACAAAGUAGAAGAUUCUGAUCAGUCCGCUUCACACAAUAUUGUGUACAACUGGCUGUUUCAGCUGCUAAGGGUAGUACUUCCGACUGUAUUGAGGAUAUCAAGUCGAAAAAAUUUUAAAAAAAGUGCAUAUUUAGCCCAAAAAGAAAACUGUGGAAGAACGCUCUUUGUUGCGCCGAGGAACUGUAGUUGCGAACCAAAAGUCUUCCAUAUCCUUUCUGACGUGGUGUGAGAUCUUUUCGUUUGUUACGUACCCGUCAAACAACUGCCCUGUCAACUGGAAAGCACUUUUAGUCCAAUAUUGCCAUCGAAAUAGAUAAUACUCCAUUUCCUGUCAACCGUGGGGGAUAAGCGGAGAUUUUCAAUUAGAAAACCCGCAAGCAGAGACUUAGCAAUUUACAAGCGUCAGUAGCAUCGCUAACAGCCGCACUAAGAUUGCAAGCCAUGAAUCAUACAAACAGCACCAAGCCAGGAGCAAAACUGAAUGAUUCAGUGACUGGCGGCAUCUACGAUCCUCUAAAUAUUCUUUCAUUCAGCUGCUUGCUUCUUAUUAUGACUCUGACCUUAUUCGGAAAUGCACUUGUUAUUCUCGCCUUCAAGAGGAACACUAAGAUUCGCACAGUAACUAACUACUUCGUUGUAUCUUUAGCCGUGGCUGAUAUCUUGGUUGCCCUCGUAUCCAUGCCGAUAUGGGCUGCUUAUCUCAUGUCCGGGGUGCAGCUCGAAGAGGUUUUCCUAAAAGUAUGGACAUUUAUGGAUAUUCUCUGCGGGGUGGCUUCCAUAAUAAACUUGACCGCAAUUAGCAUCGAAAGGUACUUCUGUAUCACUUAUCCUCUUAAUUAUCACACCACGAUGACGUCAACGAAGGCUAUAACUACCAUCAUUGUCAUCUGGAUAUUUUCUAUCGUUAUGUCCUCUCUUAAGAUUAUCCUAUGGCUGUGGCCUCCACCAAAAUACGAACUAAUGGUAGUUAUCAGCUGCUUUUUUGUGCCACUUUUAAUUAUGUGUAUAUCCUACAGAUUUAUUUUCAAGACCGCGCGCUUUCAAGCGCGUCAAAUAGCGCUCAUGAUAAACGGCAACGUCAAAAACUUUCUUCUGGCGUCGGAGAUGCGCGCCGCAAAAACGCUAGCCGUCGUAAUGGGCGCUUUUGUCAUCAGUUGGGGACCUUUCUUCAUUGUAAACAUCGUUUAUGGAUUUUGUGAAAGUUGUGUAACAGAACAAUCCGUGGUGGUAGCCAAAUGGAUGCACUACUCAAACUCUGUGUUUAACCCCAUUGUGUACGCGUGUAUGAACAAGGAAUUCAGAAAGGCAUUCUGUAUUAUACUUUUUGGACGAAAACGAUGUUGCAGACCAAGAGGAAGAACCGAAACAACCACAGAUCAGACUGAACUUACCCUAGGAAAUCACAUUUGAUUUGUAACUCCUGCAUCCGCAAGCUUGAUACCUUGCCAAAUAUUAUCAGGAGUACCGUAGAAACCUAGGCCACUUAUACACAUUUCGUUUAUUUUUGGUAGAAGGAAACACGCUAAAGAAUGCUCUUAAGUGAGCUGAAUUUGUCGGGUGCACUAAUGAAAAACUCUUUAAAACAUUUCAUGUGCUUACAACAAGGUUCCAACAUGGGACAGAUGAUACGGUUUCUGCUGUAAGUGUAAGCCUAUGGCCUACAUUAGUUGAAUUAGACCAUUAGUUGGUGAUCAGGCUAAUUUGAGUGCUUGUGUAUUGAGUAUAUACAUAAGAUACCUCCAUUUCUAAACUUCACGGACCGGUUAUUGAAACAAAGUUUAGCCGUUGUUUGACAAAACCGUGUUCUAAGCCAUCUUCAAGUGGGCCGAACCUUUCUCUGAACCUUUAUAUUUGUGACCAAUGUUAAGAGAACCGAAAGCUAAUAGUGGAAGGACAUUUAUCUAAUUUGAUCAAUCCUAUUAUAGUGAAUUCAGAGGCCCAGUGUUUACCUAAAACCACGGUUUGGGUUUGGCCUCGUGUGAAUAAUCAGCCCAGUUUUCUACCUAUACCACUGUUUUGCCACAGUCGCUGCAAAGCUAAGACAUAACUGUAUCAGUUCAAUGGCAUCCUCUCAGUCGGUGUAAACUUCUGAAAAUCGAUAUACUGCUAGGUUAUUAUGAUAAAAGCAAUAAUUUCUUUGAUAUAACCGCUUCCCGUUCGGAGAAAAAAUUUUUUUUGGACCAGACUUAUCUCACCUUACUUAGCUAACGUGAAUCUAAGACAGUGAAUCAGCUUCCACACAACUACGACAUAAAAAUUCAAAUGUAUCUCCUCCUUUUAAAUCUGUCAACUCACCUUUGCUCAUAAAUUUCAUUUGUUUUUCUUCCACUGUUGUCUCGCAUGUUAAAUUAAAUCACUCUUUUGGGAAAAAGCAAGGAAUAUAGCCACCUUUUCUCUUCCUGGACAUUUAUCUAAUUUGAUCAAUCCUAUUAUAAUAAUUCUACUCCUGGCAGAGGAGAAUUUAAAGGACUAUGAUUCUUAAACACCAGGAAAAGCCGAACAUAUGAG
This is a messenger RNA of Stylophora pistillata, 3170 nucleotides long. RefSeq names its product histamine H2 receptor. The record is from RefSeq and is a predicted model, not a curated record. Lineage: Eukaryota; Metazoa; Cnidaria; Anthozoa; Scleractinia; Pocilloporidae. Gene Ontology annotation, molecular function: G protein-coupled serotonin receptor activity; neurotransmitter receptor activity. Gene Ontology annotation, biological process: chemical synaptic transmission; G protein-coupled receptor signaling pathway, coupled to cyclic nucleotide second messenger. Gene Ontology annotation, cellular component: plasma membrane; dendrite.